Camponotus floridanus (Florida carpenter ant) is the source of this 4727-nucleotide messenger RNA. RefSeq lists its product as uncharacterized. The record is from RefSeq and is a predicted model, not a curated record. Gene Ontology annotation, biological process: proteasome-mediated ubiquitin-dependent protein catabolic process; protein linear polyubiquitination. The coding region runs from base 1 to 4434 and encodes 1477 amino acids. Gene Ontology annotation, molecular function: ubiquitin binding; ubiquitin-protein transferase activity. Lineage: Eukaryota; Metazoa; Arthropoda; Insecta; Hymenoptera; Formicidae. Gene Ontology annotation, cellular component: LUBAC complex. The transcript is spliced from 9 exons.
AUGGUACAGCGAACCGCGUGCAAUAGCGAGACGAGCGCAUCCCUCAAUGGUGCAUCGAGCGGCGACCGCGAAGGUGGAGGAACAUCCGGAGUCGCGACAGACGCGGUGGUAACGCGAGAUACCGUCGAUGGCGAGGCGACUUCCUUGACACGCGGCGGCGGCAAGGAAGGCAGGUUUUCUCUGUUCAGGUGGUUCAAAUCGCGAAAUCGCGAUUCAACCGUGGAGAAGCGACGAAGAACGAGCGCGAGAUCGGACGAUGAGAUCAGCGUCGUCCGACGACGCAGCAGCGUCUACUCCAGCGUAGAAAGCAUAGACACCUUCUACAGCACCACCACGGUUCGCAGUUUCGCGUUCCACGCGGGAACGAUAAACCGUUGCAACGUACUGUCCCUGGACAUCCUCAGGCAAGCUGCCGAGGUCGGCCCGUUUGCUGCCGGAGCCUCAAAAGUAUCCGUUGGAAACAAAGAGAAUAACGCGGCUGCCUGCACGUUGCCGAUCAACGUGCACUCCAGGAGACGAGACAUUGGUGCCAGAUACUCGCUGCAUCCGUCCACGACCUUCGCCUCAUGCGAGAACUUCCCGUCGUCCAAGAAAGGCUCCUCGGGUUCGUCAAGAACCCAAAUCAAUUGCAACGGAUCCGUGCGGCGGCGGUUACACGUGAAGGGAAAACGAAAAGCACCCAGUCCUCCCGCGGUAAUCAAAAUCGUGGAAGUCGAUGUACGCGAAACGCCCGCGAGGAACAGUAACAGGCGGAAACGACGGGCACCGCAACCGCCGGAGAAAGCGACCGCGGAAACUCGUUUCACCGAGGAGCGGUCGAAGCUUAUCAUCGAUGGCGGCAGCAUGGAACUGAAGAAUGUCGACGAGAGACAAUCGAUUAGCAACGACACGCUGGUUCUUCAGGGCGGUAUGCUGCUAUCGAAGAAGGAGGUUUGCGGCAGCCCAAAAGAGGGGAGGAGCAACAGAGGCGGCGAUGAUGAAACGUCCAGCGUCCUGAUCCCACGGGAAAAGGCGCAAGGCUCUAUUGGUGCUACUUUGAACGCGGCUAUGCCGCGACCUUGGUAUAAGCGCAGCGUCUUCGAGCACUCUCGCGACCUCGGAUCGUCCAAGAGAGGAGGCACGGUCUUUCACGGUCCUACGACUUCCUGCGAAAUGAAGGAGAAGUGUAUCGGAGCAAACUUGAAUUAUUCCGUUGAGUCUUCAUCGAGGCUAAACUUUUUUCACCGCGGUGAUCGGCAGAGCGACGAUAAAAAGCGACAGGAGGUUAAACGAAGAUCCGGUUUAUCUAUCCUGACGAACAUCAGCGAACUGGAUAAAGAAGCGGCGGCGAUCGUGCAGGAGGAGCAGGCGAGAACUCGGGCGUCGAUGUUGUUGAAAACAUCGAAGUUAGUCGAUGACUUCGAGAAGAGAAGCGACGUUAAUGAAGAAAUCGUUCAGGACAUGGUCACUUCGGCGAUGGAGAGCUCAUCGCCUCGACGAGGUACACGCGCGCUGAUCUCAAAGUUUAAUGCUAUUAGCAACAUCACCAAAGUCACGGUUAAUGCUAAUUUCUUCGCUAAGAAGGAUCAGUCAGAUUACAAGCUCGAUCGCGAUGUAACAAGGAACAGCAGAUUCGAGCAGAUCGGAGACUGGAGGAGUCAGAGAUUCUCCGCACAACAGGAUCUCGGCCAUAGUGUUCGUGUUGAUAAAGAUAUCUCCAAAUACUUUUUGCCUCAGCAGAAAUCAUCGAGGAAUAAGACGGAAUCGACGCAUACGAAUGUAAAUUCAGUAGACGUCAAAAGCACCUCUAGCAAGGAACAGAACGAUCAGCUGAUGAAGGAAGCGUCCAAUAGAAUAUCAUAUCUGCAAAGCCAGCUGGCUGCGAAUCGCGCGAACGAAUCUUUAGCUAUUCAGAAAAACAUCGCGUUAUCGGCAGCGGAGGAAAAGGUAAGAUCACGGCAGGAAAUCGUCGAAGAAAAAAAAGAUAGAGAAUCGCCGAGAUUAAAUAAUGAAACUAGUAAGAAAUUUUUGCUGUCCCAUGCUCGUAACUUAGUUGAAAGCACGGAAAAUACGUUAGAUCCCGUCAGAGAGAAGGCGAAAGGAAGCGAAAAGCGGCUGGAGGGGGUGCAGAAAGAAUUCUCGAACAUCUUCGACGAGAUCGAUCGACAGCUGCAUUCUAGAGAGUUCAAACUCGAGCGAAGACCAGUAGUCGAAUCCGACUACGUCAGAGACAAAGUUCCAGAGGAUGAAGUCGUAUCGAGCAGAGUGGCUAAAGUGCUCGAUAUUCUGGUGGAAGCCGAAAAGGAUGGCAAGGCGAGAUCGGCGGUACAGUUGGAAAGAUCGAUGCAAGACAAGGAAACAUCGCGUUUGAUUAAUUCAAACCAGAAGACGAAGUCUAGUAAGACAAAAUCAACCGUCCUCAAUACCGUCGAGGAUCCAAUUACCGCAGAUUUGAAGGAGAUGCUGAAGGAGAUGAAGCACUCGUUACCGAAGCGGCCUAAACCGAGGAAGGCUACGUCAAACGACGAUGACGUUCUCGAAAAGGUUGAGAAACGCUCGCCCGUAUCGGCGAACAAGACCUCAUACGUUGCCUCAAUCACGACGACGAGGAUGGAAGCAACGUCGUCAAAUGAUUACGAGGCAGAUAAGCAAAAGGUGUCCUCGUCGGCCCAAACCAGUGGAAACAUCCGUAGAUUAAAUCAGCCUUCUACAUCCGCUGAGCGACCGUCUACGUCAGGUUGGAAGCACGAAAACGUGCUCUACAGAACUUCCGGCAAAGGUUCCGCUCUUGUCAAGAACACUUUCCAAUUGAUACGACCGCGUGAUUUCGCCGAGAUAGAAGCUACAAAAACUACGAAGGAGAUUGACAAGGAAAACACUUAUGUCAAUAUGAUGGAACCAUCGUUGUACGCCAAUGCUCACGUCCCUCCUAGCUCCUCGCCGAAACAACGAUCACCAAAUUUGAUGCGAUCAAAGGGUAUUCCCUUAAGUAAUCAUGUUAAAGUAUCGCCCAAUAUCGUAAACGAAAAUAAAAUACUGAAUAACGAAGAAUUUACAGAGGAAGAAGACGAUAAUUCAACGGCGAAAAACAUGAAUACCCUGGCUAUAAAUCGAUUGCUGAGAAAGCUGGAAGGUGCCAUCGCGUCGGGCCAUCAUCAGCAAGCAGCGGGAUUAGCGAAGGAAUUGGCAAGGCUCAAGAUCCAUUGUUCUGUGAUACGACAGCGUUCGGCGGCGCGUUUAAAGGAUCAGUCGAUCAAAGUCAACAUGUAUAUCGAAGACAAACUCGCUCAUCAGGGACCUAUACCGCUUCAGCUGCCGAUGAAAAUGACGGUAGCCGAGCUGAAGACGAAGAUACAUACGGAGUUUGAAAUACCCACGAAUGUGCAGCGCUGGAUCAUCGGGAAAAACCUGGCUGAUCAUGACGAGACCACCCUCGAGGAAUUACACGCGGUGGAUGGUUCAUCAGUGUUUCUUUAUCUCGUAGCACCCGAAUUGCAUGUCGACAAUGUAACGCAAACGAAUAAAGCACCGUCCACGGAAGAUAAAGUUCUUGAAGAAUUGCCGCAAGAUCCACCAACGGAAAUCUUGCAGAUAAUCGAAGAAAAUCAAGAGACUGUCGAGACAGAGAAAACAGUGACAUUAAACGAGCAUCAGCGAGAAACAGCAGAAACAGACGUAUCGGAAGAUGUCAAGAUGGCACGAUACGAGGAAUUGAUAUCGUUGGAGAACUGGGAUGUCAUCCCGAAUUCCGAGCCAAUCGAAUGUCCAAUAUGCUUUGUUACAUACGGUCCGCGCGAAGGUGUAAUUCUGAGGGAUUGUUUACACAUGUUCUGCAGACCCUGCAUCGCCAAUACGAUUGCAUACUGUGAGGAGGCGGAGGUGAAAUGUCCAUAUAGAGAUGCCAAUUAUACGUGUGAAUCGACUCUUCAAGAACGCGAAAUUAAAGCCCUCGUCGAACCGGAAGUUUAUCAGCAGCACCUCGCGAAAUCGAUCGCGCAAGCGGAGAAUAAUGCCGGAAACAAGGCCUUCCACUGUAAAACACCAGACUGUCCUGGGUGGUGCAUUUAUGAUGAUGAUGUGAACAAUUUCCUGUGUCCCGUGUGCGGGGCCAAUAAUUGUCUCACCUGUCAGGUUGUUCAUACCGGAAAAAAUUGCAAGCAAUAUCAGCAAGAAUUGCAACUUUCGAAAGAAACCGACCAAGAAUCUAGAAGGACAGCUGCGAUGCUCAAGGAAAUGGUAGAUAGAGGCGAGGCACUCGCAUGUCCCACAUGUGCUGUCGUUCUUAUGAAAAAAUGGGGUUGCGAUUGGCUGGUGUGCUCCAUGUGCAAAACAGAGAUAUGCUGGGUUACCAGAGGACCACGUUGGGGUCCAGGGGGUAAAGGAGACACAUCCGGUGGCUGCAAAUGUGGUGAAAACGGAGUAAAGUGUCACCCCCGUUGCAAUUACUGCCACUAAAAAGUCACAACUGCCGCGACAAUGAGUGAACGCGUUUACGAUGAAAAUAAGAUGUUUUAGAAAUGCUUACAUAUUAUUUAUAUUAAAACGUAGCAUGUAUAACAAACUCGAUCGUAACGUGUCUUUGAUAUACGUUUAAUAUAAGUUGAAACUAAUAUAAGUUGGAACUCCGAUAAAUGCCGAUGUGCCAUAGAAGUUACACACUGCUUGCUCAAUGAUACCUUUAUUGCAGCACUGUUUUCGAUGGAGAUUUGCAAGUGAGAUUUUAAUAAAGAGAAUAAUUUGUACCGAUA